AUGGACCUGGGCUUCAGUGAAACCAUGAACGCCAUUAUUGCGAAUUUACCUAAAUCAAGGCAGACGUUGCUCUUCUCGGCCACCCAGGAGAAGAGCGUUAAAGACCUAGCGCGUUUGUCUCUCAAGUCACCGGAAUAUGUUACCGCUGGUGACCACGACACCUCAAGCAAUAGCGGAGAAGCUUCCGAAUACCAAGCCCCACCCAAACUCACCCAAGUAUAUCUCGUAUGCGACCUGCAGAGGAAGUUGGAUAUCCUGUAUUCAUUCCUACGCACACACACAAAGGAUAAGAUUCUAGUGUUCAUGUCGUCGUGUAAGCAGGUGCGUUAUGUAUACGAAGCGUUUAGGAACGCGCGACCGGGCUUGCCGUUGCUGGCUUUGCAUGGACAACAGAAACAGGCCAAGAGAAUGGCCAUGUACAACUCUUAUACUAAAAAGUCGGAGGCGUGCUUGUUCGCCACUGAUAUAGCUGCGAGGGGGCUAGAUUUUCCAUCUGUCAAUUGGGUGAUCCAGAUGGACUGCCCGGAAGACGUGGCCACAUACAUCCACCGCAGUGGUAGGACUGCGCGAUACAAAGCAGACGGUAAAGCACUACUCAUGUUGCUUCCCAGUGAGGAGGAGGCGAUGUUAGCCAAGAUAACCGAGCGCAACAUACAGCUACAACGCAUCAAGAUGGACGAGAAAAAACUCACGUCGUGUGUUAACCACGUGUCUAACCUGUGUGCGAAGGAUGCGGAUAUGAAGCACUUGGCACAGAGGUCGUUUGUGUCGUAUGUGCGAUCGGUACACUUGCAGGCGGAUAAAGAAGUGUUCAAUGUGGGGAAGCUACCGCUGGAGGAGUAUGCGCUGUCGCUGGGCUUGUCGAAGGCACCAAAGAUUAGGUUUGUGAAGAAGAUUAAGAAACACUUUGGAGCCCAGGCUGACAGGCCGGAGGCGCACUUGAGCAAAAAGGAAGCUAUAAAUGUACUGAAGCAAACUCAGAAAUCUCCGGACGAGAACAGCGAUGCCGCAGGAAGUGAUGGAGAGGCCGAAGAUAAAGGUUGGGAUGUAGAUGUGGAUGAUGACGAUGAUCUGCUGAUAGUAAACCCAGACCAAAGUAAGGUUGCCCAACUGGAUUCGGAGGACGAUGCGCAAGUGGCGCAAGAGUUGGAAAAAGCUCGAAAGAAAAAGGAGAAGACGAAGGCGGCAAAGGCCAAGAAGGAGCUCAGCAAGGGAGCGACAAACACCAAAGUCAAGUUCAUUGACGGAGAGGCCCACACCGUGAGGGGUACGGCGCCAGAAGCGGCAGACGACGGCUACGAAGGGGGUAUUGAUAUCGAGGCCGUUAAGCAGAAACUGAAGGAAGAAAAUGUCAAGGAUAAAGCUGCUGAUCGCGAGCGUUUAAAACAGAGGAAACGUGAGAGAAAGAUCAAGGAGAAGAAGAGGCUGGCUGGUUCAGACAGCGAAGAUGACGGCGCUGAUGGUCCUGUGGUUGUAACACUUGGCGGCGAUGAUGCACAGGAAGACAGUGAGGACGAAUCGCACAAUGCAGCAGGUGCAGAAUCCGACGGCGAGUAUUCCGACUACGAGCGACCCGGAGCUAGCCGCGGAACAAAACGUAACCGUUCGAGUGGAAGUGAAUCAUCGGACGACGACGCUGAUGCUAAUAAUAAUAACAAUGCUACAACAGAUGCAUUCUCGAGUAAACGCGCGCGUGCAAUGCAAAGAGACGAGGCUCUUGCGCUGCAGAUGUUAGACAUGUAGACAGAUUGAAUGGCAAUAAAGUCACCGAUGAAGUG
Sphaeroforma arctica JP610 is the source of this 1778-nucleotide messenger RNA. RefSeq lists its product as hypothetical. Gene Ontology annotation, biological process: rRNA processing. Gene Ontology annotation, cellular component: nucleus. Bases 1 to 1743 code for a protein of 580 amino acids. The record is from RefSeq and is a predicted model, not a curated record. The transcript is spliced from 8 exons. Lineage: Eukaryota; Ichthyosporea; Ichthyophonida.